AUGAAUUAUUUGACGAUGAAUUUAUUAACAUUGAUUUAUUUUAUAUUCAAAAUUUUAUCAUUUAUUGAAUGUAUAAAUAAUAAUGCUAAUUAUUAUACGUUUGCUAUUUUAUCUGAUGUUCAUAUGGGUGCUGAUGGACUCAAUUCAACUAUUCGUCUUCAAUCAGCUAUUCAUAAAAUAAAUGAAUUAUCAAAAAAUUUAACAACUUAUUUAAAAUUUGUCUUUAUUACGGGUGAUAUUACAAAUACAGCGUUAAAAUCACAAUAUGAUCAAGUUUUUUCACUAUUAAAUACUUUAUCCAUAGAUUAUUAUCCAAUUAUAGGCAAUCAUGAUCAAUGGUCAUUGAUUCGAUUCACAUUAUUAUACAGUCAUCUUUAA
Didymodactylos carnosus is the source of this 378-nucleotide messenger RNA. Lineage: Eukaryota; Metazoa; Rotifera; Eurotatoria; Philodinida; Philodinidae. The record is from the annotation of a GenBank genome assembly.